Messenger RNA from Pyrenophora tritici-repentis Pt-1C-BFP, 789 nucleotides. NCBI's taxonomy places the organism in Eukaryota, Fungi, Ascomycota, Dothideomycetes, Pleosporales, Pleosporaceae. The record is from RefSeq and is a predicted model, not a curated record.
AUGGAUCAGAUUCCGGGCGUUUUGUAUGCCGAUGAGAACUUCACCACAUGGUUGAUAUUGGGCGCUAGUAGAGGCAUCGGCCUGGAAUUUGUCAAGCAGUUGCUAGCCAAGAAUGAGCGCAUCAUCGCAACUGUACGGGAGCCUUGGGCCGGUCAUGCCAGUGGGUUGUGGGGACAAGCGGGGAGUGACCAUGGCCGAUGCCAGAUGUACACCUGCGACAUCUUAUCCGAACAGAGCAUAGAAAAAUUUGUCGCCCAAUUGGCAAUGCAGGAAGGCUUGAAAAUCGACAAUGUAGUCAUCAACGCAGGAGUACUGAGAUACCCAAACAGGGCAACUGAGUUGUAUGUUUCUCCUUUGCCAUCCUUUGACGAAUUCGCGUUCCAUCUACACACCAAUACUAUUGGCCCAAUCAUCGUAGCACAGAAGCUACUCAAGACCAACAUCCCCAUCGGCAGGAUUGUCUUCAUGUCCAGCGAUUCGGGUUCGCAGAUCAAUUUCCGUGAAAUGGAGGAUGGCUUUGCCGCGUAUGCGGCUUCGAAGUCGGCAUUGAACAUGGCAGUGAGACACAUGGCUGCCGAGCUGAAGAGGAAGGACGAUGAUACCAUCAUUCUCUGCAUGCAUCCUGGCGAAGUUUUAACUGACAUGGCAAACAACCAGUUGUCAUGGGAAGUGCAAGGCAUGAUAACACCAGAAGAGUCGGUCUCGAAAAUGAUUGAGGUGAUUAAGAGCAAGGGUAUACAGCACAGCGGCACCUUCUGGACGUGGGAGAACAAGCCACACCCAUGGUGA